AUGGAUCAAGGCGCUUCAAACCGCAAGACGAAGCGUAACAUUGCCUGUGACGAAUGCAAACGACGAAAAGUGAGAUGCUCAGCGGAGCCCACUUGUGCAGAUUGUGCUCGGCAUGGCAAGGUCUGCAUAUACUCUUCACCCUCACACCGAGUGACAGCGCUCCAACAAACCAUUCGACACUAUGAGACUCUCCUCACAUCGAUCUCCAAGGCCUGGAAGACCCACCUGCCAAACCUUCCGCUUGAGCAAGCUCUGAGCAACGAAACAGGUCCCAUCACAGCAUCUGACUCUCACGCGACACCUCAGGAAGCUCCGCCAACGGCAAGUGCCUUCAGUCUCCUCAAAUAUGGCUCGACAGACGCAGCCUCUUCCUCAGAUCUCGGCACUCCGGAACAGAGCAACGCAGAAGACUACGAAUUCGAUGAGUCGCAAGACUUUGGCAACGCCAUCGAUGGCAUGGGCUUUCUCACCGCCGAGGCAAGCAAAGCUGGAUAUACAGGCCCGCAAUCUGGUAUAGCUGCUCUGAAGUUUCUUCGUUCAUUGCCGUCCGGCUAUCAGGAUGAUAGUGGAGAUGGCGUCCUACCAGUCUCGAAUGGUCUCGCGGAGGGCAUGAGAGCUAACACCAACGUCGACUCUUUCAUCAACGACUACUUUGCGUACUAUCAUCCUGCAUAUCCGCUUCUACACGAGGGGCUGUUCAGAGCAAGAUUGUCCGGCGCUGUGGCGAAACCACGAGAUGGAUCCUGGCCCUUACUGUUCAAUAUGGUCGUCGCCAUGGGAGCGUUUGCCGGUGAUUCGACCGAUAGCGAUGUCGACAUACAGUACUAUCAAGUUGCGAGAAACAGCAUUUCACUAGACAUAACCGAGAAAGGCUCGCUUUGCUAUGUUCAAGGGCUAACGGUCAUGGCAAACUACCUUCAAAAGCGCAACAAACCGAACGCCGGCUUUGCGUUGAUCGGUAUUGCCUGGUCAAUGGCGCUUGCCAUCGGACUGCAUCGUGAGUUUGGUGCCUCAUCCACUACGCCAUACACCAUGGAGCAGCGACGGCGGACGUGGUGGACUCUGUUCGUCUUCGUCUCUGGAGCUCAGCUCACACUUGGGAGGCCUCCAGCAUCCCUGGUAGGCAUCAAUCUCCGCCUACCCACGAAUCUAGAUGAUGCUAGUCUGAGCGUUGAUAUGAGUGAAGUGCCAGGCGCGCAGGAAGGUGCUACCAUCAGUACCUGUCUCAUUGCUCAGGUCAGACUCGCCCAGAUUGCCAACGAAGUACAAACCGAACUCCUCAGCAACCAGGUUCCGACGUCCCAGAGGGUUGAGGUGCUCAGAAACCAGAUUAAGACAUGGCAAGCAGAGCUUCCACCCUGCUUCGAUGAGGGUCUGUCGUAUCCCACGUGGUUCGAGCUGCCAAAGCGUGUGCUCCUCUGGAGAUCCUCCCAUUUGAGAAUUGUUCUCGAUCGACCUCUGCUCUUCCGUGCGGUCACGGAUAAAGUUGACCUUUCCAUAUGCGAAGGCCCUGUCUGGGAAUGCAUCAACACAGCUGAUCAUUGCAUUCUGGAGAUCUGCAACUUCCUGGAAAGCAACGAUUUAUGGAGACGCGGGUUUGCCUGGUAUGCAACUUACUGGCUGGUCUCAGCUAGUUUCGUUCAUGCCGUCUGUUUCGCCUACUCGCCACCGAGCCGGACGAAGGAGCAGUGGCGAACGAGGCUCCAGCAGGCAGUAAGCGCUCUUCAAAAGCUGAGGACUGCUCACCGCAAAGCUGGUCAAGCUGAGCGAGUAUUGGGAAGACUGUUG
This is a messenger RNA of Zasmidium cellare ATCC 36951, 1788 nucleotides long. RefSeq lists its product as uncharacterized. The record is from RefSeq and is a predicted model, not a curated record. NCBI's taxonomy places the organism in Eukaryota, Fungi, Ascomycota, Dothideomycetes, Mycosphaerellales, Mycosphaerellaceae. The annotation marks the transcript as partial. Gene Ontology annotation, biological process: DNA-templated transcription; positive regulation of transcription from RNA polymerase II promoter by galactose. Gene Ontology annotation, cellular component: nucleus. Gene Ontology annotation, molecular function: DNA-binding transcription factor activity, RNA polymerase II-specific; RNA polymerase II cis-regulatory region sequence-specific DNA binding; zinc ion binding. The transcript has 4 exons.